This is a messenger RNA of Magallana angulata, 3164 nucleotides long. RefSeq names its product toll-like receptor 4. Gene Ontology annotation, molecular function: transmembrane signaling receptor activity; protein binding. Gene Ontology annotation, biological process: toll-like receptor signaling pathway; immune response. Bases 207 to 2708 code for a protein of 833 amino acids. The record is from RefSeq and is a predicted model, not a curated record. Gene Ontology annotation, cellular component: membrane. The transcript has 3 exons. Lineage: Eukaryota; Metazoa; Mollusca; Bivalvia; Ostreida; Ostreidae.
CAACAUCGAAACUUUUGUCCAUUUAAUUUUAUAGUGAACGGUAUAUAGAGCGUGUUAUUUCAUACACGUUUAGCUUGAAUACAAGCACAGUGUAAAGUUGGAUUCUUUGCGAAGGCGCUGUCAUUCACGGCAUUUGGGUUUUUCCAUUUACAGGGCCAUGCAUAUAUCAUGUGCAAUUUGUGUUGUGAUGAUAUGAAAAGCAAACUAUGACGUGCAAACAGCGAUUCAGUUUGAUACUUGCAUUCUGUUAUAGUGCACUGCUAUUGAUGACAGAAAAUUGUCCACUUUCACACAAAAUUGUUGACGAUUGUGGAAACGUAGGAUUACUGUGGAACUGCAGUGGCUUAAACAUCUCCAAAUUACCAACAGCGAUACCAUCUGAGUUAGAAAAUGGCACUGUCACUCUAGAUUUAUCUUUUAAUCUGUUUUCUAACCUGACAGAAGAAACAUUUCAACAGAUAGCAGCCUAUUCCAAUGUGACUUCUGUCAUUCUUCAUCACAACUAUGUUACAAAGAUUGAGAACAAGACAUUUCGAAAACUGUCAAACUUAUGCAGUUUGGAUGUCUCGUUCACGCUUCUUGAAAAAAGUAAAAUUGAUGCAGACGCAUUUUCUAAUCUAGAUAACCUCAAGAUUCUUCGUAUCCACCGGAACAAUUUUCAAGGUUUAGGAUACCCAGAUAUACAGCUUUCCAAAAUUCAGUCACUUAAAUACCUAAAAAUUGACAUCUUUUCAGGUUUUACAUUUUCAAAACCGUUUGAAAAUCUAAAAAGUUUAGCUCAACUGGAAUUCGAAAUUAUCAAUGAUUUUGAACUAACAAAUGCAUCAUUUCAGGGCCUAAGAUUAUCUCCAAUCCACAGUAUAAACAUGGAAUUUAGUAAUUAUGUCAAUUGUGACGUACCAGAAGAUCUAUUUUGCUCGUUUCCAUACUUAAAUGAGAAAAUUAAGAUAGAUUUUGGCGGAAAAUGCAAUGUACAUACUGCAUUAAACUCCUUAAAAUGUUUGCAGAAUCGAACGAUUCAACACCUUGAUAUGCAAGGAAACAAAGAAAAUCUUGCAAUUGACAUAGUCAACUUAGAUAAUGAGUCAUUUCAAUACCUUGUCAAUAUCUGUGUCAGGGUGCUAUUUUUAGACAAUAACUCUAUUCACAAAAUUAUGACGAAUAUUAUGCACACAACGUUGUGGUCUUGUUUAAACAACUUAGGUCUGAGCAAUAAUGAUUUACAGUCUGUUGAUUCUUAUACGCUUGCAUCAUAUUUAACUCUCCCCUUGCUCCAAAACUUGGAUUUAUGUUGCAAUGUCCUAACACCUCGGAAUUUGGUUUCAAGAAGUAAUUAUCAAAAUGUACUUGCAACACACUAUGUAGGUUUCUCUGUAAACCUAACUCUACCACGGAAUCUUAGAUUUUUUGACUAUUCCAAUAAUUACAUUCACCCCCUUCCUUAUGAAUUGAUCAAGGAUGUUACAAUUAUUGCUGAAAACCUAGAAGAAAUGCGUCUUGCAAAAACUAAUUUCCCUCUUAGGUUAAAAAGCGUAUUAAGCUUUCCUUCCUUAAAAAUUCUUGAUUUAUCUGAAAAUGAUUUUUCAAAUAUCAAUCCUUAUGUAUUUCAGGGAGUGAAGAAUAUUCGGCAAUUACGUGCAGUGAAUGUCCGUUUAAAUUUCAGUGUGGUUUCUGAAAAUCUGUUUAAAAAUCUAAAACACCUGACAAAUCUUGAUAUUUCACAAAACAGCUUAACUUUUUUACCACAGAGUUUACUGAGCGACCAAAAGCAAUCUUUAGAGAAACUUUAUUUAGACCAUAAUAUGUUUUCUUCCCUUUCAAGUUCUCUUAAGCAGUUAACAAAUCUAAAGUUUCUUUAUGUACGAUACAAUUUGAUAUCGAACAUCAACAAGGAAGACCAAAAAUUAUUUGAAUCAUUGACCGAUAUUUUAAUAUAUCUAGAGGGAAAUCCGAUUUCAUGCACAUGCUCAAAAAUUCAGUCUUUGAAAUGGAUGAAAGAUCACCAAUACUUAUUUGCGGAUCUUUUUAAUACUAAAUGUGUGGGGAGUAAAAACGCUACUGAUGAUUUAUUCAACGAAUCGAAUUGGCGGAAAUUUGAACUUGAUUGUCAGGCCACCGAGUGGCUAAUUUUUUCUAUUGUAUUGAUAGUAUCAACAUUGAUAACAUUCAUCAUAAUAGCUGCUAUUAAAAAAUACCACGUUCAUUUGGAAUAUGUUAUUCUAAGAUUAAAACAAAGGUUGAUUCCUGUAGGCGAUCACGUUUGCGAAGAAGGUGAUUUUCAGCAUGAUGUGUACAUUUCCUAUAAUGAUGAUGACACCUCUUGGGUUGCAAACAAUUUAAAUCCAAAAUUAGAAAGUUUAAACAUUAAAGCAUGGUUUAAAGUCAGAGAUUCCAUUCCAGGAGUUUCGCAAUCGGAAGAAAUAAUUAAAUGUAUCAACGAAAGUAGGAAAGUGAUGUUUAUUAUAAGCGAGAGUUUUCUAGACAUUGGAUGGUCCUCCUAUGCUGUUCAAAUGGCCAUAACGCAUGCAUUUCAUAACCAACGUCAGAGAUCAAUCGUGGUUAUAAUUAAAGAUGGACUUCCUCUAGAAAGACUUCCGAAGGAAUUCAAACACAUAUGGUGGUGUAUUGAGCAUCUUAGAUGGCCGGAAGAUGAAACAAAUGACGAAACGUUACUCUUGAAUUUAUCUAAUGUUUUAGUAUCUGAAUAAAUAUUUUCUGUGUCUUAGCAUAUGUUUAUUUUCCUAUUAUCGCUGUUAGUUUAUUAAUUAAUAUAUUCUUGUAUGUUUUUAAUUGAACUUUUAAGUAUUUAAAUAUUAUAAUUGGCAAAAUAGUUAGAUAUAUAAUUGCAUUGUAUAUAUUCCUUCCUGAAAAAGUUGUGAUGUAGUUUUCUAAAGUUGGUAAAUUAUAAAAGUGUUGUUCUUAGAUAAAGGAAUAUUAAAAAGAGAACACAGAUGAUGAAUGUUACAAACAUUGAAAUAUCACUUUCCUAUUAUUAUCAAACAGAUAAUAAUUCCAAUUUUUUCAUUUGCAAAAACGUUUCUAUUGACAGUCUUUUGGUUAUAGAUUUCUUAAUGAUAUUUGCAUUGAGCCUUGAUGUCUUUAUUUUCCUUUGCGGGAUAUAUAUUUUUGUAAAUAGGAUAAAAUAGAUAAUUUUUUUCAACUAU